This is a messenger RNA of Coniophora puteana RWD-64-598 SS2, 5145 nucleotides long. RefSeq lists its product as uncharacterized. The coding region runs from base 1 to 5145 and encodes 1714 amino acids. NCBI's taxonomy places the organism in Eukaryota, Fungi, Basidiomycota, Agaricomycetes, Boletales, Coniophoraceae. The record is from RefSeq and is a predicted model, not a curated record. The transcript has 3 exons.
AUGUCGACUCCUUUGCAAGAGGUCCUAGAGCAAGUGUACGAUUGUCCCCUCCAGCUUAGGAGGCAAAAGCUCUCCGUAUUCUGGUCGAAACUCAGCGCUCAAGAGUGCGACGCCAUCCCAGCACAGCUCGAUGACGCCCUCGCCCAGUCAUUCCCUUAUGUGACCACCCAGGACUACGCGUUCUUCCUCAAAAGAUCCAACUCAACGUCAUGGGCGUUAUCUGCCGCCAAAACGUCCCCCUCGCCUCCCGUGGUCAAUGCCGCCAUCGACGUCCUCACCGCCUCGUGGAUCGCCCAACCCGAGAGCUGCGAUCUCGGCGCGAUCGUCAGUUUGAUCCGCAACGAUCUCCCCCACUACGCCACCGCGCGCCUCUUCUCGUCUCUUGGCCUCCGAGCCACGACAACCGCGGCCCAGUCAGCCCUCGUCGAUGCCCUCCUGCAUGAGAUAUACCCUUUUCUCACCAAUAGGACCACGGAGACCUGCCCACUCUCGCAGUACGCCCGGCUCGCGAUCCGCAACCUGGUCCCCGCCGCCUCGGAGCCCGUCCUUUUGGCUAUCAUCAAACGUUGCUCCUCGCAGUGGUUUACGUACGAAAUAUGGCAGCAGCUCGCCGAGAAGCGCCCGGACGUCGUGCGAGGCUUCCUCCUCAAGCACAUCGGCGGACCCGUCAGCUCGGAACAUCUCCGCGACUUCCCGGAUAUCGUCGCGGAUCAGCCUGGCAUGCUGUAUACCACCGUGGAUGUCGUCAUGCGUGCGAAGGACGGCAAGGGCCCCGAGUUCCUCGCUGUGUUCUUGGAUCAUUACGCCAAGUACACGAAUGUGGAUUUUCAGACGUACACGGCGCGGUCUACGGCGGGUGACAUCAUUGCGCUUGUGACAGUGGCGAAGUACAUAGGCUACUUGCUCAAGAAGCAGAAUUUGAAGGACCCCAAGGAUGUUGUCCGCGUCGGGCUCGCGCAGUGCAAGGCACUCGCGCAGCUGCAGGAGGUGUACAGGCAACGCGAGCUGCCCAUCACCGCGUUGGAUCCCAUCGUUAAAGUCGUCCUCGAACGCUUCGCGCGGUGCCCAGAGGAUUGGAGACUCUUCAAGGCCGACGAGCUCUCCGCAUACACCCACGCAGACUCAACAACGCCGACGGCACUCCUAAUCGCCGUGUUUAAGUGCAUGCAGUACGAGCUCGGCGACCUCUCUACGAGCGCCGCAAGCACCACAUUCAUCAUCCGCUGGCUCACCUCCCUCCCGCGCCCCGCACGCCUGCCCCUUCUCAACGCGUUGCACUACGCCAAGACGUCCGCGGACCUCCUCACGCUCCCCGAGACGGACCCGGCGAAACGCUACCCACGCCUCGCGCCGACCUUGCUCGCAACGCUCGAGCCCGCACACGCGGAGGCGGUGUACGGCAUCGGCACGCGCGCGCACGCGGAUUUUGUCCCGCGCGAUAACGCCUAUGGCUAUAGCAGCUUACCGGGGCAGUAUGCGGGGCUCGGCGAGAUGAGCGGUGCGCUCUACGACGCGGAGGUGCAGUCGGAUCUGCCCCGCGCUUUGCGCGUUGGCGCGUCGCGGUCGGCACUGAGGUUAUCCGAUGCCGCGACAGCAGCGACGGCGGAGGCAGUGGUGGGAUACAACGACGAAGGGGUGGUGCGUGCGGUGGAGACGUUGAAGCGCAAGGCGGGCAAGAGCCGUGAGGAGCGGUACAAGCUGACGUACGCGGCGCUCGCGCUCGCUGCGGUCGCACAGAGCCCGGCGCUAUUUGUCGACACGCUCGAGUGGGCGCUGGUGCGCUACGCGAAGGACCCGGACACGGGCCCGCCGCUGUUUAGCGCGGUCUUCGGAUCUGGAGGCGGCUCGCGGGCGUUCAGGCGGCUCUUGGCCGGGCCUGAAGGGAUCAAGCCUGUCGGUGGGCUGAGUGGGAAGUUCAACUUGGAUGUGGUUAAGGAGUGGUGUAGGACCACCGAGCGGGUUUUCGGGGCUGCGAUGGAUCUGCUGAGGGUGUGGAUCAAGGAGCCGGACCAUCCAUAUUCGAUUCAGCACGAGUAUGAUCAGAUUGGGAACUUUAUCGUUGCAAUUGUGGAGAAGCGACUUGAGCUCAUCCAGAAGAUCUACCCCGCCCUCUGCCGCGACGAAGCCCAGUUGCGUGAUGUGUUGCUCACACCGCUCUUGAAGCACUGGCGCGACUGGGAAAACUUAAAGCUUGUCGACCACCCACGUGUUCUGGGCGCCCUUGAAUAUUACCGCGGGCUGCCCUGGCUACUCGACGAUAUCCAAGUGGACGCUAAAGUGGCGAAGAUCGCACUUCCGUUCCUUGACGCAUGGGGCCAGCAGCGAGAGGAGCUCUACAGGGAGGCCCGCGCAGGCAUGGAUCCACUCAGCAACGAGGAUAUGGAGCUCCGGAGGAACAUGUACGGCAAACGGUCGUUCUUGCCCAUGUGGGUCAAUAUCAAGGGCGACCUCGACAGCCCCGGCGUCGGGAUCGAGGACGGGCUAAAUUUGAUGCCUGGAUUGAAGGGUUACAUUGACAAGGUCAUCUUCCAGGACCCGAAUACAACGCUGGACGACGUGUCAGCGGACGACCAGCUUGACUGGCACCCGCGGCAGUAUAACAAUGCGCUCGAGAUGUACACGAUGUACACGACCAAGAAGAAGCGACCCGACAAGAUUCGUACCCUUCUCGAUCGGUAUGGGCGGAUGAACCCCGACCCGUCGCUUCUGCUCAUGCACAACCAGGAGGCGGCCGAUCUGCUCUGGCUCGAUGGUACGCUGAGCCAGACGAAGCAGGUGUUCCUCCCCAGCUUCCCCAGCCCCGCUGGAAGCGCAUUCACGCACGACCCUGCACAGGCCGCCGCAGCCCUCCCGGUCUUGCACCCUGAACAAGGCCUGCCGAAGACGGUGCUCGGGCUGCGCAGCACGAAGCUGACUCGGAACAACCAGUUCGCGCUCGUUGUGCCUGACGAGGACGAGCCCGCGCUUGUCCGUGCCUCCCUCAAGACUGUGCACCAGUUCACGGUGUUUGCCGUCGCGUGGCUGCUCACGUCGAUGGAGAUCGACGUCUCCUCUCUCGCACCUCUCGCUUCUUCGUCAACCGGCUCAGCAAGACUCGACCUCCCCGCCGCCUAUGCGCUCCACCACGCACGCGUCUCGCCGGAGUUCAACAACACCUACAUCAGGCAGGCAACGCUUCCCGCGCAGCUCCUCGAGAAGACGCUCUCGCGGCUGCACCCGUGCGACAUCCAAGCGCUGCUCGACGCUGUCUUUGCGAAAGAGUCCACUGAGCCGCGCAUCAUCCAGGCGCGCAUGGCGCUGCUCAACGCCGUGCGGCGGCUUGGUGACCCGUGCCUGGGCAGCAAGGAGGCGUGGACGGUUGUGGAGGACACGACACUGUCGAGCUGGCACCGUCAGGCGGUCACAAGCGCGGCGCUAAGCGUGCGCAGGCCAGCGGAGGCGCGGGCGUAUGCGCGCAGGCUGCUUGAGUUCAGCCGCGAGAAGGCGGAGCUGGGCAGGCAGAGAGCGGCGGAAGCGAAGGCGCGAGCAGACGCGGCGCGGGCGGCAGGCGAGAAGGUGGAGGAGGCGCCGCAGGAGGAGCCGACGAUCAAGGCGAGCACGCAGAAGGCGUUUGUGCAACUAUUCUUGCCUGCGGUGCAGGAGGGUGUUGUGGACGCGUUGUUCAUCGAGGAGCUCGUGCGCGCGGGGCUGUUCAAGACACCCGCGAGCGUGACGUCGUAUGUCGUGCAGGUCCUCGUCGAGGCUGUGCUUGGACGGCUUGUCGUGCAAGAGGACGACCCGGGCGUGUGGAAAGUUCUCGAGCCGUUCAUCGAGCUCGCGCAACGGCUGGAGGAGAGCACGCACCUCCCCGAGAGGGCCUGGGAGGAGGCGAGGGAGGGCAAACGGGACAUGCCAUUGAUGUCGGAUGAGCUGCCGAUCGCGCAGGCGCUGCUCGAAGCUGAUCUGGGCGACACGGCGAAGGGCCGGUCGCGGGUCUACAAGGCAUGGACGAGGCACGUCGUGGAGCCUAUCCUGGCUGAGCUUGUCAAUAAGCGUAUACGCUGGGUGAAGACAGCGAUUGCACGUGAGAAGGGCGAAAACGAUACGCAGUUUGAGACAUCGUUCGAGGGUGCGUACAUCGACCCACCCGCGCAGACGGUCUUCUUGGGGGCGGUCCAGAAGUACGCCUUGUUCUUGACUCCUGAGGUCGUCGGCGCGGAACCGGACGAUGCCCGGCGCUGGUGGAUAUGGCGGUUCCUCGAGCAGAGGGUCACCUGCUUCCAGCAGCGAGAGCAAACGUACGCGCUGUAUAACAUCUUCCGGGAGAAGUAUGGCGGUGACUGGCUCACCAAGCAAGAGAAGGAUUAUCCCAAGGCCGUCAACGCGUUGACAACGAACUUCGUUGACGAAGGGCUCAUGAGGGGCGAGAUUAGCUCGUACUUGAUCCCUGUGUUCCGCAACCCCGACGCUCCCACGAACUUGAAGGACGAGAUCGGUGCUAUGUUACAGCGCAUCGGCCUCCUUUUGCUCGAGGCUAGAAACAUGCAGGAGCCAAUCACUCGCACCAAAGCCCAUGGCGACCCUCCCUUCAAGUCGUUCACGCUCCUUUUGCAAAGUACCGGAGUCGACGUGCACAUACUCCCAGUCGUGAAAGAGUGGCUUGCAACUGCAGAGCGGCACGAACAACAACUCUCCAGCACAGGUGGAAAGGUCAACGGUGGAGCGGCCUACUGGAAGGUCAUCGUUCAACUCAAGCUGGAACUGGCUAAGUUCGACGUCGAACAAGCGCCCGCCGAAAACCGCGCCGCCAUGUACACGUCCGCCCUCUCGGACCUCAUCCAGAUGGUCCACCGGCGGCGUUGGCGAUACGUCCACUUCCCGAGGGACUAUUCCAGCCACCUUAAUGUGCACAACACCCUGCGCGAAGAACAGAUCGUCUCCGUCAUCCGGAAGCUGACGCAGGCGCCACUCUUCCCCUCCGAUGAUGAGGAGCUUCGUAUGCUAUACUUUGAGACGGCAGCGGCACUCCUCCGCACACACGGUCUUUGGCUCAAGGGUCCGACGACGUACGAGGCCUUGCGCGAUCUACUUGAAGCGUGGAAAGCCGAGGGUGACGGUGUUAUGGAAGCACUUGCGAGGGACUACUCGGUGUCGUAUCUAAGUUAA